Molecule: messenger RNA, 2321 nt
Organism: Python bivittatus (Burmese python)
Lineage: Eukaryota; Metazoa; Chordata; Lepidosauria; Squamata; Pythonidae
Source: RefSeq, a predicted model, not a curated record
GCGAAGCAGGGUCUGAUUUUCUUGCUUGUCACCUUGUUUUCUGGCUAACCUUGACCUCAAAUCUGAGAACCUGAUUCAACAAAAUCCUGUACAACCGAAUGCCCCAGGUUUAUAUCAAAACCAAUUCCUCUGGGUUUUCUAGACAGCUACAGAAAUAUCACCUGCAGAGCCAAGACUUCGGUGAUACUGAAAACAAAGAAGGCAAAAUAUUAUUGUGCCAGAGGAGAUGACAAGUGGGUAAAGGAAGUUAUGAAGCAAAUAGAUUCAAGGAAUGUUCCUUCACUUUCUGGAUAUGACACCACCACAGAAAAUCUCCCUGUGGUUGACAGACAUUCAGGAGAAGCUAUGGAGGAAGUUGGUGGUCAAGCUCACCCCAGCAAAACAUUUAGCACAACCCCCUACAAGACAGCAACACUCCCUGUGAUAACCACGGGAGAUCCCAACUCUUCUAUAGAAAAGGUGCUGGCUGGGUCGGAUGCCACAACAUAUUCUACACUGUUCACUCCUCAACCAGAAACAGUUGCUGCUAAACCCACCCUUCAAUCUGACUCGAUUGCAAAUAGGGGGGUAGCGUCGGAAUCCACUGAGGGGCACAAAAGAUUUGGGGAACAUUUCACACCAACAAGGAAAGGCCUGGAGGAUUUCGCUAGAACAACUCAUCUUUUGGUGUCACCUUCUACCUCUCUUACAGGAACUGAUGAAACAAGUACCAGUGAUAAUGGAUUUGUUUCAGAGACUCUCAUGAGAUCUUCAACACAUUAUCCAAUGAACUCUUCCAUCACCAAACUUCUCAUGGAGUUUGUAACAAAAGAUAAGACAUCUAUUAUGGUACCUACCAAGCUUUCAAACUCCUCUGAUCAACGCAGUUUGUUUUUAAGCAGCUUUAACACAGACCAUAAACCACAGUCAGUUGAGGGUUCUACAGUUCAGUCCUUCCCUACUAACUAUAAUAGUCAUUCCAGCACCCAUUCCAGUUCUGAUGGAAGCAACCUCAGUUCUGUUAAGUUUAGAGAUGUAAUUGAUGCCCAAAGUGAAGGAGACACUACAGAAACACCUUUAUCUAUUGAAACUGGUACUUUGGGGAGUACUUUUUCCAAAACUUCAGACAAUCUCCCAAUUUCAGGUUAUCACCAGGAAACUUUUAAUGAGGAGAACAUUUCAAUAACCAUCACAAACACCCCACAAGUUCCUUUCAACUUUUCCCAUUUCCAAUCCAAGCUACAAAACUACAUUAUCCCUGUGGUUUCCAUUGGGGGUAUUAUCUGUGUCAUCUUAGCAGUUGGUGGCUUAAUGUAUAUUAAACGUAGCAUAUGUACCAGACAGUCACCUACGAAGCAGGUCCAAGGCCUGAUGUACUUUCCAUGUGACUCUCAAGCUGAGUCAUAUCUCCUGGAAAUUCUUUGACCUUUCCAUCUUUUUGUCUGGCAAAAAUCCAUCCUAUUUUACAAUGGGGGUGGACUGGGGUUAGUCUGAUGUAGCAUAACUGCCAGGUGUCCUGUCUGGUCUCCCUCUCUUUCUCUGCCAAGGGCAAGAUAGUUUGCAACUGUUGGUCAACAGGAUGCAUGAAAACAUGACCCAUUAUAAGCCUUGUGAGAUGUUUUAGCCCAUAGGGUAUAGACAAGGACAAAGUCUUCAAUGUGGGAGGCAGGCCUCCAUACGAAAACAAGACUUUUCUUGAGGAAAAGAGAACUGCUUCUUCCUGGGCUGACUAAGCCAAGCGUACCAUUAGGUUGUCGGUACGGUUUGAUGGCAAUCAAUGCUUGGCAGCGUUGAGACCAGCCAAAAAGGAUGAGCAGGGAUAGAUGGAGGGUUGGCCCCAAAUGUCUGCCUGUCUGAGAUGAAGGAUGUGUCCACCUCCCUCCUCUUCCCAGUCUACUAGGGAGGCUGACUGAGUGGGCAGUUGAAUGUUCUUUCAUUGCUGGCGAUAAAAGAGCAUGAGCCCAGGGGUUGUGCCCAAUUGCAGCACCCCCCAUGCCCGCGAUAUCUGUCCUCCGAACUACUGGGCAUUCUCAGUAGGUGCUGAAUCUGUCGGUCUUUGGUUGUGCAGCAAGACUCUUUUGGACCAUAACAUCAUCUGGUGAUAGUAGGUCUUGUGGGUACUGAUGGGGCAGGAUUAAGUGGCCAAAUUCUUCUACAUAGAAAGGUCAUGUCAUAGCUGGGAAGGAAGUGAAAGUGGUUACAUCAAAGUUGCCACUACGAGGAAAUGAAAAAAAAAUGCUAUUUCACUCUUCUCAAAAUGCACUUUGGUAUUUUAAACCCUGCGGGUUUGGGAAAUCUGCUGUAAAUCAGAUCCGUUUUAUAUUAUCUUUAAAAAUAAUAAA